AUGCGCCUCGAUUUCUAUCCAGUGCUCUUCGCAGCAACGAGCUGGGGUGGAGCCCGAAGCCUCGAUGCGCUGCGUUUUCCCCACAGCCGCUCGCGCGCGAGAUGGUUUAGAAGCGGGCGUGCGAUGGUGAUGCCUGACAACGGGGACGGGCUGAGGACUGCGAUGGAGAGAUCUGAGAGAAGCAAACGCUCAUGCCCCACUGGUGCUGACAGUGUCUUGGUGGGCAUGUGGCAUGACCUGCCAGAGACGCCGAGGCAGGAAGAGCAGCUGAGGCGAGCCAAGGUGGCAGCAGAGGCGGCAAGCGACGCCAAGAGCAUCGUUUUGAGGAAUAUGAGGCACGAGAUUUGCACCCCGAUGCAUGCUCCUAACAGUCCAAGAUGGAGAGGCGAGGCGAGGCAAGCCAAUAACCCCGUUCUCCUCGUUCCCCUGACCCGUUCCCUCCCCUUCCCCUCUCCUUUCCAUCUACUUCCUGUCUGUCGCUUUGGCCUCCCCUUCACCUCCCCUUCCUCUCCCCUUACCCUCCCAUUUCUCUGUCUGUUACUCCCCAUUUCCCCUCCCCUUUCCCUCCCCUUCUCCUCCCUCUCUCCUCCCAUUUCUCUCCGCUUCCCCUCCUCUUCGGUUCUCCUUGCUUCCCCUUCUCCCCCAUUUUCCAUCCCCUUCCCCUCCCUUUCCCCUCCCGAUCCCCUUCCCAUACCUUCCCGUUUCCCUCCUAUUCCCAUCCCCGUACCCUCCCCCUCCCCUCCUCGUUCCCUCCCCUUUCCCUCCCCAUCCUCUCUCAUCACAUGCACCUGUAUUUUCUCAGAACAGUCCAAGAUCGACAGCCAGCGCCCUUCUGCCCUGCCACGCGCAUCAAGGACGUUUGGCUCUGCUCUCUCUCUCAAGCGGUCCAUGUAUUUGCAACCAGAAACGUACAGACAUGCACAGGAGGAUAAGGCACCUGGAACAUGCAUCAAAGAAGGACCUUCGGGCCGAGCCAUCCGGGGCUGCUGGGUUGCUGGGCUGCUGGGAUGCUGGGAGGCCAAUUCAACUGGGAUGCUUCGGCAAAUUAUUCCGCAUCGUGUGUCCAACGUGAUCGAGUUCACUCACACGGUGGUGACCCACCAGCUGCUGCGCUGCACCCCGCAUGUACUCCUCCUGCUCCUCCACUACUCCUCAAUCCUCCAAACCGGCCCUCCAGCACGCCAGGGCUUUCAGGGUACAAUCAUGCAGAUUUAUCCCCUUUGUAAUAACCUUAAGCCCCUUUUGAGACGUCUCAAAAGUCGUCUACUUUGUAAUAACCUUAAGCCCCUUUUGUCAGCCGAGGAGAAAACCAGCAGAGGCGCUAAGAAGCAGUGGAGCCCGAGCAUCGUCUUGGCAAAUACGAGCCACAAGAUUCGCAUGGUGAG
Closterium sp. NIES-65 is the source of this 1385-nucleotide messenger RNA. The record is from the annotation of a GenBank genome assembly. Lineage: Eukaryota; Viridiplantae; Streptophyta; Zygnematophyceae; Desmidiales; Closteriaceae.